Nilaparvata lugens (brown planthopper) is the source of this 1518-nucleotide messenger RNA. RefSeq lists its product as uncharacterized. The coding region runs from base 322 to 1518 and encodes 398 amino acids. Lineage: Eukaryota; Metazoa; Arthropoda; Insecta; Hemiptera; Delphacidae. The transcript has 4 exons. The record is from RefSeq and is a predicted model, not a curated record.
AACUUUUCAGGAUUAUAUGAGCCGGUGAGAGGAAAAGUGGUGUAAGUCAAAAAAAUGUCAAUUCGAGAUUAUUAGUGCAAUACAAAGCUAAAGGGUCAUUCUGUUACAUGGAUAAGUGAACUAAGUCAUAAUCGUUUAUAUAUGGUAUCAAGGUGGCAGUGAAAAAUAUCUGUGUAACAUAUCAGCUGAUAGGUUUGUUGGCAAAGUGGUGUAAGUCUGACUUACUUCACUUUUCCUUGGUAACAUCAUACAGCUUACAAAACUGCUUUGAAUAUUGGUGUAAUAACAAGCGAUUUUAUAAUUUGAGACUACUUUUUCAUCAUGGAUAUUUCUGAUUUAGAACAAUCAACGAUUCUACAAGAUUCUGAUUCAGAUUAUAUUCCUUCUUCAAGUGGAGAUGAAGACUCAGACCCUGCCAGCCCAACAGCUUCAAUCAAUGGUGACAGUGAUAAUGAAAUCAGCACAAAGGAAAAGUCUCGAAAACGUACCAGAAACUGUAACAAGAAAGAAAACAGGAAAAUCAAACGCAGUUUGGGUGAGAGCUAUAUUACUGCCAAAGGUAAAGAGGUGUGUAAAAAAUUAUUUUCAAACGAUCCAUGCAGCUGCAGGUUAAAAUGCAUUGAAAAUGUCUCUGCAGAAGAAAGGGAGGGGUUAUUCAAGAACUUUUAUGGAAUGGGUAGCUUCAAAUCACAAAAUUCAUAUAUUUGUGGGUUGUGCCAGCAAUUCACCCCAAAUGCCCAUAGAAUUCGAGAUGGAAGUAGAGGUAGGAAAGGUAUAACUAUAAAAUAUUUUCUUCAGCCAACUACAAAAAAUGUGCAAGUUUGCAAACAAUUCUUUUUGAGAACCUUCCAGAUUUCAGAUGGUAGAGCAUUCAGAGCUCUGAAGAAAAUAAGAGAAGGCAAAGAGCCUGGCAGUGACUUGAGGGGUAAGCAAGCUCCAGUGAAUAAGACCGAUGAUGCUCGUCUAAAGAUUGUAAGAGAUCAUAUUGCUUCUUUCCCUGCAUAUCAAUCCCACUACACUAGGACUCACAAUCCAAAUAGAAAAUACCUCUCUGAGUUACUCAAUAUCAGACAAAUGUACUUGUUGUACAAAGAGCAUUGUUCUUCUAUGAACACUGAACCAUUAUCUGAAUCCAUGUACCGAAGAGUUUUCAACUAUGAAUUUAAUGUACAUUUCCAUCAACCUCACAAGGAUACAUGUGUCAAGUGUGACACAUUCAAAAUGAAAAUUGAUGUUUGUGAGGAUGAAGAAGAGAAAAAGAAUCUUGAAAGUAGCAAGGUUUUUCAUUUACGUAAAGCUGAACUUGCUCGGCAGAAAUUGAAUGAAGCCAGGGAAAUGUCAAAGAGUAAUCCAAACACUUAUUCAUUUACUUUUGAUCUGCAGAAGGCAUUGCAAUUUCCAAUGUUGACUUGUUCACUAGCAUACUAUAAAAGGAACAUGUAUGUGUACAACCUCGGUUGCCAUGACUUAUCUGAUGAUUGUGCUUACAUGUAUAGUUGGUCAGAAGUUAGCACUUAA